GUUUCCGGACGUCCCGCCCACGCGCGUGGUUUAGGCGAACAUGGCAGCUUCCAGCAAUAGCAACCUGGACAUUCCAGUGUCUUUCGCUGGCAUUCUGAAUGAAAAACACUGCCCUGAACACUUGCAGGUUUUAAAAACAUUUACUACUGCGCUACGGGACAAGGAAUACAGAGAUGCUGUGGAGGAAGAGGCAUUCUCCGCUCUUUUAAAGGUUUUGUCCCAAUUGUGUGAUGAGUUGCAGGCGGUCGGCAGUGAGAAUCAGGACCUGCAGUCUGUCGCCCUACAGCUGCAGUUGACCGCUGAGUGCUUCAGGGCUCAGAGAAACGCCUGUGUCCAGAGCACUCGCAACCAGAGUGUGCUCAGGAAGCUUGGUUUCAUUGAUAUAUCUCUUAAACUCUUGAACCUUCUUCAGACCACCAAUUUGGAGAGCAGAUAUGUGUUUGAACCUCUUUGUUGUGGGAUCCAGUUCCUUGGCAACUUAGCAGUUGGAAACCAAAUGUGUAAAGAUGACAUUUGGCAGCAUAGUUUCCCAAACCUUCUCCUGCAGCUGCUUAGUGCUGAUGAUGAGAAGGCCGUAAACUACACCUCCAUGGUACUCCACACAUGUUUGGAUGAAGCCAAGGUGGAAGAACUGUCUAAGCCUCACAACAUCCAGGUGGCGCUCAGGGUGAUGGAGCUUUGUAGGACGCAACCUGACUUAGACUGGACGGUUCUAAUAGCUACCCAGCAUUUCCUCAAGUCUUUAUCUCUGGUGGAGAGCAUGUACUCUGGGAUGUCUCACCUUGAAAGAGUUACUCUAUUAGAGCUGAUUUUUGCCCAGCUAAGAGAGGAGGAUUCAGAGAAGUGUGGAAUCCCUCCCAGUGUUGCUAGCUUCCUGGCUAGUUCCUUCCAGAAAGGCUGUGGAGCUGUGCUGACGCUCGCCACUGGCUCUGCUACAAGUGAUGAGGUCCUCCAGGAGGCGCUGACAGUGAUAAGUCUGCUGGAUGUGCUGUGUGAGAUGACCUCGGACCUCAAGCAGUUUAUGUUCCUGCAGGAUCAUCCUGACCUUCUAAUGACUACUGUUGAGCUCCUGGAGCAAGUGCAUUCCAUAGGGAAGGCCAGUAAGAAUAUUUUCAGCGCUACACAAAACUUCUCCUCCUUCAGUGCAGAUGAAGACCCUUCCUCCCAUUCUCCUGUCAUCAGCUUCAAGGCCCAUCUCAUCAGGCUGAUAGGAAACCUGUGUCACAACAAUACCAACAACCAGAACAAGGUGCGAGAACUGGAAGGCAUCCCCCUCAUCUUGGACAACUGCAACAUAGACAGCAACAACCCAUUUAUCAGCCAGUGGGCCAUCUUCACCAUCAGGAACCUCUUAGAACACAACGUGCAGAACCAGGAGCUGGUUGCCGCGAUGGAACGUCGCGGUACUUCCGACUACUCUGCGCUCAGGGAGUUGGGUUUCCUGGUCGAGGAGCGAGAUGGAAGCUUUCUGCUCAAGCCCAUGAGGAAAGACUCUUGAAAACCCUAGAGGAGCAGCCAGGAGGAGGUCCUCAGCCCUGCAAGCAAGUUUUCAUGUGAAGUAUUUAUUUAGAAAGGAAUAAGGAAGGUACGUUUCCACAUGGUUACACUAGUGUGAACAUGUACCCUUGUUGUGCUGCAGCCUCAUUAAUGUUGCCUAAUACUUAAGCUUUAGCUGUGGGUGAAUGACCUGUCCACUAACAACACAUAUGUUUUGUGCCUGUCCAGGAUAAUCAAUGGACACACUGCCAAUAGAUUAAGCAGCAAGGCACUUUUGAAUUAGGUAUUUCUAUCAGAGAAGUAUGUAUAAUUACUUUCCUACCUCAGUAAUGCUUGCACUCAUGGGCAGAUGGAGGUUAAGUUAUUCUUUGUACACAAAAGGCCCGUGGGGUCCCCCUGGUAUAUAAGCAGGCGCUCUUGUAUUGUCUUGACCUGACUCUGGGAAAUGAAGAGUUUGGGAGAGGCGGGCGCACGCUGGCAUCUUCUGGCGAGGCAGAUGCUUUGUGUUUUAAUCCAAAGACAAAGAGCUCCACAGUAUCCGGGCUUUUCACUUCUCACAGACACUGAUUUUACCUGCAGGGGUCGGGGUUUAAUCCCAGGCCCAUAGUGACCUCUGCAGUAACCACGAAACAGAGAAUGACCAAAACAAAAUGUAAUCAGCCCCCCUCACAGGCUUACCUACUUAAAUCCAGUGUCUUUGCCAGAGGCACAAAGACAUUUGCCCCCCCCCCCCCCCCCCCCC
Molecule: messenger RNA, 2239 nt
Organism: Scatophagus argus
Lineage: Eukaryota; Metazoa; Chordata; Actinopteri; Scatophagidae
Gene: atxn10
Product: ataxin 10
Exons: 11
Coding region: 41-1498 (485 amino acids)
Biological process (GO): neuron projection development
Cellular component (GO): cytosol
Source: RefSeq, a predicted model, not a curated record